AUUCAAAAAGUUCACUUGAAGAUAAUUUACCAGUAGAUUCAAAAAGUUCAUGUGAAGAUAAUUUACCGGUAGAUUUAAAAAGUACAAGUGAAGAUAAAUUACAGGUAGACUCAAAAUGUUCAUGUGAAGAUAAUUUACCGGAAGAUUCAAAAAGUUCAUGUGAAGAUAAUAUACCGGUAGAAUCAAAAAGUUCGUGUGAAAAUAAUUUACCCGUAGAUUCAAAAUGUUCAUGUGAAAAUAAACUAGUGGUGGAUUCAAAAUGUCCAUGUGAAAAUGAAUUGGUGGUGGACAACUCAGAACAUGUCUGUGAGGGUCGAAUCUACGGAGACGUACAAGAGUUGCUGCUUGCGAUUGAUGAAUAUUGCAAUUCAAAAACGUUAUGUAUUUCAAUCUUAACAUUAUUAAAACAAUCGAAAUCAAAUAUUUGCAGUUUAAUUGACGACAAUGACAUCAGUAGAAAUGCAUUGACACAAUGUCAAAGUGACCUAGCAUGUUAUACGAACAAAUUAAACGAACAACUAGACAUGUCAAAAGAAAAAGAUUCUGUGAUAUCCUUAAUGUUCUCAGAUUUUACUUUAAUGGCAGACGAGUUGAAGAAAAUUUCAAAAGAGAAAUCAAAUUUGGAGAACAGAUUAAAACAAGUAACAGAAGAAUUGAGUUCCAUGACUGUGGAACAUGAAGAAUUAGUAAAUCAAUUUGAAGAGCAGAAAGAGGAAUUAAACAACAUUAAAUGUUGUUCAAGUAUAAAAGUCUGCGAUGAUGAAUGCAUAUUAAAAGAAGUCUGUGAGAAAACACAAACACUUACAGAAAAUAUUACAAUCAUAGAUGGAUUAGAAUAUAAUUUAUUUGAUAUUUCAAAACAGUUAAAAGAAACCGAACAACUGAAAAUUAUUUGUCAAAACAAAUGUAAACUUUUAAAUACACAAAAUAUAGACCUGAAGAAUAAACUAGAAAUCGAAAAUAACAAUAACAUAAAAAAUUGUUAUAAAAUUGAUGAUCUCUGUAAACAAAUUAAUAAAUUUGAAGCCGUCACUAAAGGACUUGAACUUCAAAACAAAGCACAUAUAGUAAAAAUUGAUGAACUUAAAGAAGAAAAAUGUGUCGCAGAAAAACGAUUUAAUAACAUAAUUGAAGAUCUAUAUUGCACAAUUCAAGAAUUAAGAAGUGAUUUAGCCACUGCUAAAUGUAACACUGAAAAUACUGAAAAAUACUUAAAAAAUAUUAAUUAUGAGAACAAAAAAUGUUUUGAGAAUAAAAUUUGUUUACUGAAAACUGACAUUGAGAACUUAGAAACUGAACUUAAUUAUUAUAAAUGCCAACAUGAUUUGUUAAUGACAAAGUACCUGUUAAAUGAAAAAGAACUUUCAAAAUUUUGUGAGAUGGUUAGUCUGUCACAAAAUCGAGAAUUAGAAUUGAAUAAAGAAAACGAAGAAAAUAAAGAACGUGUGUCAACGCUAUGUGAAACUUUGCAUGUAACGGAACAACAACUUGAAGACACAAUAGAAAAAAACAACGAAUUGACAAGUCAAAAUAAUAAUUUAAGAGCUGAAAAUGACGUACAGUGUCAAGAUAUCGAGGAUUUGAAUAAUUCCCUGAUAUGUGUAAGAAAAAAGGAAUCGUGUGUGCGAAAAGAUUUAGUUGUGCAUAAGGAAAAACUAACGAAAGCGGAGGAUGAAAUUGCCAAUUUGAAUUCAGAGAUGAUCUUUGUUAAAUGUGAAUUGCACAAAACGUGUGCCAAUUUGACUUGCACGGAACAAAAGCUACACGAUACAGAGUUGAAACUGAACGAAGAGAUAUGUCUCAAAGAAGAAAUCAAUCAGAAAUAUUGUAAUAUGGUCAACUGUCUGACUACGAAUUGCGAAAUGCAGCAAUUGAUAAAGCCAACUUGUAUAUCAGCCGGAUGUCAAUAUGAUAUAUCAGCAGACGAUAAACAGAUAGGAGACCACUGCUGUUAUCCUGGCGAAAACAUCACGUCGUGUAAUAUUACAAACCAUGAAAACACUUAUUCGAUUAAAAUGACAAAGGAAUCUACUCAUAUUGGUGUACAGACAAAUUUGUGUUGUCCAGCAAGUUGUCCGCCACCAGCCCAUUGUAAAAAGAUAUCAGUAGUUAUUGAUGAAUCCUGUCCAAACGAUAACAUCCUGUGCUGCCCUGAACCGUGUGACGAAAAUAAAUGUGACUUUGGCCAAUGCGAAUCAAAUGACUGUUGCACGUGUCAAUGUGAAACACUGCCACUCGAAACAACAUCGCUAUCGGAUUGUCAUUCAGCCGACUGUCUACGUUCUGAAGAAUCAAAGCUCACGACAUCGUGCGACUGUAUCGCUCUUUUCUUGGAAAAAGAAAAAUUAAAAUGUCAACUGGACGAGUCGACACAACUAUUAGAACAAUAUGGAAAGGACGCGGAGAAAAAAAUAUGUGAAAUUCAAGCAGAACAUUGCCAAAAAGAGAAGGAUAUGAAUACAUGUUUCGAAAGGGCAACAUCGCAGUACAAAACAUGUAUCGAUGAGGUCACUGCUCAAUUGACAGAAUGCAAAGAAACGAUUGUGUGUAUGGAACAGGAAUUAAAAUGCUGUCGGGAAACAGAAAACCGACUAAAAAAAGAAAUUGAAAAACUAAAAGAAGCUUUAAAAUGCAAAGAUUCAAAAAUCAAUGACGAAGAAAAUAAAUUGAAAACGAUGUGUGAAUGUCUGGAGGAAUGCAAAAAACAAUUCGUUACUCUGAAAUGCUCGUUGGAGCUGGAAAAAUCCGUUAAAGAGGAGUUGGACAGACAAUUGAGCGAAAUAGUCGUUAAGCCCAAAAAGAAGAUCGCAAAGAAAUUAAAGACACCCGAAAAAGUUAAGCCAAAGCGGAAAA
Myzus persicae (green peach aphid) is the source of this 2853-nucleotide messenger RNA. RefSeq names its product GRIP and coiled-coil domain-containing protein PFC0235w-like. The transcript is spliced from 4 exons. The annotation marks the transcript as partial. The record is from RefSeq and is a predicted model, not a curated record. NCBI's taxonomy places the organism in Eukaryota, Metazoa, Arthropoda, Insecta, Hemiptera, Aphididae.